Ricinus communis (castor bean) is the source of this 1436-nucleotide messenger RNA. RefSeq lists its product as uncharacterized. NCBI's taxonomy places the organism in Eukaryota, Viridiplantae, Streptophyta, Magnoliopsida, Malpighiales, Euphorbiaceae. The transcript is spliced from 4 exons. Bases 115 to 1116 code for a protein of 333 amino acids. The record is from RefSeq and is a predicted model, not a curated record. Gene Ontology annotation, biological process: DNA-templated transcription. Gene Ontology annotation, molecular function: sequence-specific DNA binding.
CACAGAAAAAUAUAAAAACAUAUUUUCUGUGAAAUAAACGGAGCAAAAACCAUAACCCGAAUAUGGUGCUCAAAGGCCUAUUUGACUGACCGUAUAUUAAGAGACCCAACCCAAAUGGGCCCAAACUACAAUGAACUAAACCUGAUUUUAUCUGUAAAUUCUGUCCUUCCUGUCACUUUCUCAUUUCCAGUUACAAAAGAGCAAAGCAGGGAAAGGGAAGAAUAUCAAGAAAACAUACUCAACGUAGAAACAACAAUGAAAGGAGCAGUACCGCAAACACUCAUGAAUCUGUGGGAAGAGAGUGAAUAUGAGGAACAGGAUGAAGAAACAGAAUGUGAAGAUGGUGGGUUGGAUAGUAUGGAUGAGAAAGUACAGUGCAUGACUCUCCACAGGGCUGAAACGAGUGAAGAGCUCUCCUCAGUGAAGUAUGGUUUGUGGAGACAAGAACAGAAGACUAGAGCAGCAAGGCUACAGAAACAACUUAGGGCAAGGUGGGAAUUUGAGAAGCUACUUCAGGCGCAAGUGAAUAGGUUCAAUUCCCAUUACAACUGUGCCAUGGUACCAAACAGGCUCAAGGAUGUUGCAGAGUUCCUUAUGCCUAAAUGGGCCCCACCACAUGAGCUGACUGCCCUUACUUGGCUUGGGGAGUGGCGGCCCUCUGCUAUCCUGCAUCUCCUUCGUGGUCUGGCUAACUCCUCAUCAACUUCAUGGGCGUCAUCCCUGAGGGGUUCAACUGGCACUGAUAGGCUCCUCUCACAGGUUAUUAAUGACAUACGCAUUGAGGAGGCAAUAAUUGAUGCAGAGAUGGCUGAGAUUCAAGCCACAUGUGUCCUUCACCUUCCUUUUGCUCCUCUCAACAGUCACCAAUCACAUAAUGCUGCAUUAAGUUGCAUUCAAGCUGAGUUUAAGAAGAUUGAAAGGGUCAUCACUAAGGCUCAACAACUCAGGUUCAAGACAUUGGACUUAGCAGUGAAGAAGGUGUUAAACCAAAGUGACGCAGCAGAGUUCUUAGUGGCAUUUGUGGGAAUUCAGGAUUUAAUCCAUCAAUUUGCAGAAAAGCAGGAGUUACCAAAGCGUCCAGCCAGUGCCCAUGUCAAGUAUUUGUCGCAUAGUUAAGAGCCUAAAAGUCAUGGAGAAUGCACCCAAAAGCCAAGAAUCAGCUCACAGGAGAAUCUAUAUCAGAAAUACAAGUAAUUUGACACAAAAGAUUAGUAACGGAUAUUUCAAUCUCUUGUUAUUAGUUGUAGUAUGCAGUUAAAAACAUCUGAAAGAUGCACAUAUUGUCUUGCAGGAUAACAGCUUGUUGUUCAACCUGUAACUGAAAGUAACUAACAACACAUAACUCUUUUUUCUUUUCCUUCUGCAACUUCUUUUGUGCCUAUAUAUUUGUACCAAGUUAGAGUCAGAUUGAACAAAGAAAUGAGAUUUAUUAUCCU